AUGGCCCCGGCAGUCGCUGUACAACGGAAGCAGAUCGACUUGGCGCCGUUGAAGAACGCCAAGGUGCCGAUCAUCUUCAUCGUCGGAGGCCCCGGCUCGGGCAAGGGCACCCAAUGCGACAAGAUUGUCGCCAAGUACGGACUCUCGCAUCUGUCGUCUGGGGACUUGUUGAGAGAUGAGGUGAAGUCCGGCUCGUCCCGCGGCGCCGAGCUGACCGCCAUCAUGGAGGCCGGCAAGCUGGUCCCCCUGGAGGUCGUGCUCGACCUGGUGAAGGAGGCGAUGCUCAAGAAGGUGGCCGCCGGCUCCAAGGGAUUCCUCAUCGACGGCUACCCCCGCGAGGUGGCCCAGGGCGACCAGUUUGAGGGCGAGAUUCAACAAGCCCAGCUGGUCAUCUUCUUCGACGUCUGCGAAGAGACGCUUGUGAAGCGGCUGCUCCACCGCGCCCAGACCAGUGGCCGUGCCGACGACAACGAGGCGACGAUCAAGAAGCGCCUGCACACCUUCAUCACGUCGACGGCCCCCGUCGUCGACCACUACGAGAAGAAGGGCAAACUUGUUCGCAUCCCGGCCGAGGGCUCCGUCGACUCGAUCUUUGCCGAAGUGUGCAAGGCCCUCGACAAGGUGUGCGCCAGCAAA
Messenger RNA from Mesorhabditis spiculigera, 636 nucleotides. NCBI's taxonomy places the organism in Eukaryota, Metazoa, Nematoda, Chromadorea, Rhabditida, Rhabditidae. The record is from the annotation of a GenBank genome assembly.